This is a messenger RNA of Petromyzon marinus (sea lamprey), 9143 nucleotides long. Its product is annotated as protein argonaute-1. Lineage: Eukaryota; Metazoa; Chordata; Hyperoartia; Petromyzontiformes; Petromyzontidae. Gene Ontology annotation, molecular function: RNA binding; protein binding. The record is from RefSeq and is a predicted model, not a curated record.
GCCCCCCCCCUCCCUCCCCCCGCGCGCGCGGGCCCAACCCGGGCCCCGUCUCGCACUCUGCCGCGGCCUCUCGGCGUCUCGCCCGUCACUCGCCGCCGCCGUCCUCGUCCUCCUCGUCAAACCUCGUCCCUCCGAUUGACGACGCUCACAAGACGCGCCUCCUCGUUAAUGGCAUGGACCCAGGAGUAGAAGCUACCGCUGCGGGGGAUGUGCUGCCCCCUCACCUGCAGGCCCCUCGCAGGCCUGGCCUCGGCACGGUGGGAAAGCACAUCAAGCUUCUGGCAAACUACUUUGAGGUGGACAUCCCAAAAAUCGAGGUGCAUCACUACGACCUGGACAUCAAGCCCGAGAAAUGUCCUCGAAGAGUCAACAGGGAGGUCGUGGACUACCUGGUCAACCGCUCCAAUGUGCAGUUUUUCCGGGAUCGGAAGCCGGUGUUCGAUGGCCGGAAAAACCUGUACACGGCGAGUGCACUGCCCGUCGGAAGAGACAAGGUUGAGCUCGAGGUGACGCUGCCGGGCGAGGGUAAGGACCGUGUGUUCAAGGUGGCGCUCAAGUGGGUGGGCUACGUGAGCUGGCACGCGCUGCACGACGCGCUCGCGGGCCGCAUCAUGCAGGUUCCCCAGGACCCUGUGCAGGCGGUGGACGUAGUGCUACGACACCUGCCCUCCAUGCGAUACACGCCGGUCGGACGCUCGUUCUUCUCGUCCCCCGAGGGAUACAGCCACCCAUUGGGUGGUGGCCGCGAGGUCUGGUUCGGUUUCCACCAGUCUGUGAGGCCGUCCAUGUGGAAGAUGAUGCUCAACAUUGAUGUGUCGGCCACGGCGUUUUACAAGGCUCAGCCGGUGAUAGAGUUCAUGUGCGAGGUGCUGGACAUCCGUAACAUCGACGAACAGCCCAAGCCACUCACCGACUCCCAGCGCGUGAAGUUCACGAAAGAGAUCAAAGGCCUCAAGGUCGAGAUCACGCACUGCGGGCAAAUGAAACGCAAGUACAAGGUGUGCAACGUGACGCGGAGACCGGCCAGCCACCAGACGUUCCCUCUGCAGCUGGACACGGGCCAAACGGUGGAGUGCACGGUGGCACACUACUUCCGCGACCGGCACAAGCUACAGCUCAAGUACGCACACUUGCCCUGCCUGCAGGUCGGCCAGGAGCAGAAACACACCUACCUGCCUCUCGAGGUGUGUAACAUCCUGGCGGGACAGCGCUGCAUUAAGAAGCUCACCGACAACCAGACGUCCACCAUGAUCAAAGCCACGGCUCGCUCAGCCCCCGAUCGGCAGGACGAGAUUAGCAAGCUGAUGAAGAAUGCUAGCUUCAACGUGGACCCGUACGUGCAAGAGUUUGGCCUGCGGGUGCGUGACGACAUGACGGAGGUGACAGGCAGGGUGCUGCCUGCUCCGAUGCUGCAGUACGGAGGCCGGAGCCGGGCUGUGGCAACGCCCAGCCAGGGAGUGUGGGACAUGCGGGGAAAGCAGUUCUACUGCGGCACGGAGAUCCGUGUUUGGGCCAUCGCCUGCUUCGCCCCACAGCGCCAGUGCCAGGAGGACGUGCUCAAGGGCUUCACGGAUCAGCUGCGGCGAAUCUCUAAAGACGCGGGAAUGCCCAUCCAGGGCCAGCCGUGCUUCUGCAAGUACGCACAGGGCACGGACAGCGUAGAGCCCAUGUUCCGCCACCUCAAGAACACCUACAUGGGCCUGCAGCUCAUCGUGGUGGUGCUGCCUGGCAAGACGCCUGUUUACGCGGAGGUGAAGCGCGUGGGAGACACGCUGCUGGGCAUGGCGACGCAGUGCGUGCAGGUGAAGAACGUGCUCAAGACGUCGCCGCAGACGCUCUCCAACCUCUGCCUCAAGAUCAACGUGAAGCUCGGCGGGGUCAACAACAUCCUCGUGCCGCAACAGAGGCCGGCCGUGUUCCACCAGCCCGUGAUUUUCCUGGGUGCAGAGGUCACUCAUCCUCCUGCCGGUGAUGGGAAGAAGCCUUCCAUCGCCGCCGUUGUGGGCAGCAUGGACGCCCACCCGAGCCGCUAUUGCGCCACGGUGCGUGUUCAGCACCACCGGCAGGAGAUCAUCCAGGACCUAGGCACCAUGGUGCGUGAGCUGCUCAUCCAGUUCUACAAGUCGACGCGCUUCAAGCCUACGCGCAUCAUCUUCUACCGCGACGGCGUCUCCGAGGGCCAGUUCCAGCAGGUGCUGUUCCAUGAGCUACUGGCGAUCCGCGAUGCUUGCAUCAAGCUGGAGAAGGACUACCAGCCCGGCAUCACCUACGUCGCUGUACAGAAGCGACACCACACGCGGCUCUUCUGCGCCGACCGAAACGAGCGGAUCGGGAAGAGCGGUAACAUUCCGGCAGGAACGACGGUCGACACGAAAAUCACGCACCCCAGCGAGUUUGACUUCUACCUGUGCAGCCACGCGGGGAUCCAGGGCACGAGCCGCCCCUCCCACUACCACGUGCUGUGGGACGACAACCGCUUCUCUGCGGACGAGCUGCAGGUGCUCACCUACCAGCUGUGCCACACGUACGUGCGCUGCACGCGCUCCGUCUCCAUCCCCGCGCCCGCCUACUACGCCCGCCUCGUCGCCUUCCGUGCGCGAUACCACCUGGUGGACAAGGAGCAUGACAGCGCUGAGGGGAGCCACGUGUCCGGCGCGAGCAACGGGCGUGACGCGCAGGCGCUGGCCAAGGCUGUGCAGGUUCACGUGGACACUCUGAGGACCAUGUACUUCGCCUGAAGGCCGGCGGGGCGGGGCGGGGCGCCCGGAGCGAGCCGGGCCCCCGCCACCCGCAAGUAUCGCUCGCUCGCCCGCUCGCCACCGACGCCCCCAGCACUCGCGCCUGCGGUGGCCGGCACCCUCAACCUCUCGUCCGUCCGUCCAUUCGCUCGUUCCCUCCCGGAGGUCGUGUCCCGCAGUGUGGUGGGAGGGGGGCGGUGGUCUGAGCACGAGUGCCAACCCGUUCGCCUCCUGUGCUCGCCCCUACGUGCGCCAUCUACUUGGGGGAAUUACUCGGCGCUUUCUCAUGGAUGAGCGGCAGGGGGGGGCGGGUUGAGGGGCGGGGGAGGGCGCUUAGUGGCAGCAAACAGUUCUCACUAUGGAGACGGUGUAAGGAGCGGCACCAUUGGGUGACCGUGCACGCUCACCCCCGAGAAUCGCCGCAUACGAAAUGCAAGAUCUUUUUAUUGCGUUUAAUCGACGAUUGCAAAGUUUAUGUGUCAUAGAUUAUAGACUAACAGCGGCAAUGGUGUUACAUUUGCAGAACUGUAUCCAUUGAAGUUUUUUGGACGAAUUGUUUGAUGUCAAGCAUGGCUUAAUACUGUUUAAGAAUCUGAAAUUAGAACAGCAAUGUAACAUUUAUUUUUGAUGUUCAAAAGAAAAACCUAAACAGAUUUUUUUAAAAUGUCAUCUAUAUAGUGAGGAUUGAUCUAAAAUGUUUUUUUUUUAUUGUUCCACAAAUUUCCACUAGGUUAUUAUUAUUCUUUUUUUCUUCCCAUUGCCAUUCGUUGUGGCCACUGACUGAUAAAAAAAAAAUCAGAUUCUUCUAAAAGAGAGCGAUUUGCUUCCCCGUUCCACAAGCAUCGGUUAAUCGAUAACAGGAAUGAUAAAUGUAGGCACGCCUUGUUUUUACACCAGUGCUUCUCUGUCUUUCGGCAGAGAGUGUCUGUGAAGACCGGUUACGCUGCGAUUAGAUUGGCUUCUGCCAACAAAUGGUGCAGCUCGCAUGGAAUCCAUAAUCGCGAACCGAAGAGCUGUGUAGAACCCGCAGCUUGGUUUUAGAUUCCUACCUGGACCAGGCUGCGGUCUUUUGGGCCAACAAACAUCAUGGGGAAAAUACGGAUAUAAAGCAAUCUUCAUUGGUCCAGGUUAACGGAUCAUUUGCUGGUGAAACCAGUUGUAGAGAUGGCAAUGCUUCGUGUAUGUGUGUUGAAAUUCUUUCGCAUCAGGAAGGACAACAGGCGAAACAUAAAAGCAGUCCAAAAGAAAUGAGUUUUCAAUUUAGAUUUAAAAGGGCGUAGCUCCAGUGGCUUCCGAAUAUCAGAAGAAAGAGCGUUCCAGAUGACGGCAGAAGCGCAUCUGAAAGCUUGCGAUGCGGGUGACUGUCUUUGUUCGAUGGUUAGCCAAAGUUCGCUGCUACGAGGAUGACCGCAGUUUUUCGUGAUGGUUUAUGCUUCGUGACAAGCAUUUCGGUACUUCCUGGUAUUUGUCAACGGUGGGGCGCCGAUUGGUCCGAAGAUUGUGAGCAGCGGGGUCUGUGUGGUCGGUCUUGCACUUAGUUUAAUGCAUGUUCCAGGAGGCCGAGGCUCAUGUUUGGAGGCACUGAGGUGAAUGGGGGGGGGGGGGGGGACAUUUGCGAUUCGUUCAUCACGGGCGUGAUUGGCAAUGGGACUUUAGGGACUGUGGCCAAAUCCAGAGUUUUCCGUGAAUUUGUUUUAAGAUGGGAAGAAAAAAAACAACAAAAAAUGCAAACGCAAAAAUGAGUAGCGAAGUAGUUUGUACAAUGUUAUUUAGUGUUAGGGAUAUUUUAAAAAAUGGCUUGGUCAUAGCUGUUAAAGGUGCUGAAACUAAGGGAAAACGAGGAUAGUGUAAUUGAACAAAGUACCUUUUCUUCCCAAUGAAAACACUUUUAUUGUAAGAUAUAUAACUUUUAAAUGACACGAAUGCUGUACGUCUACAGGCACGUUUUAGUAAUGUUGAGUCAUCGAACGAGGUACUAGUUUUGUAUUGAAUGGUCUUUUUUAUCGGUGUUUGUAAUGUGAACGAGUAGCUUGGUGGGGUUUCUAUGUCACUACAGUUCAACGCUCCUCAGUAUAACAGGUGACACAACAUUACCUAUCAUUAAUUAGAGCACUUGUCCUCCUCAGCUUUAUCAAUAUCCACCGACAUAUUUUUUCUGCCUCUUAAACGAAAAAAAAACUGUAGGAAAAAUAUUUAGGUGAUGAGGUUUUUUUUUUUAUCAGUGGGUUACUUAUUCUUGAGAAGGCAUCAUUCUGCUUGGAAACAGAUUUGUCGCUCAUGCGGUACACGUUUUUGUAUUUUAAUAUGUGGCCAGGUUUAUCAUGAGCUACUGGAAUUUACAGCACUAAAGUUGUUGCAGCAUAUACGCCGUGAACACGUGGUCUUGCCAUUGUGGAGCGAAAUCCGCACCACGGUCCAUGUCAAAUUACUGCCAGACACACACGGUGAUGUGAUGUGGGUGCACAUUAACGACUGGGCAUUAUUCUGGGGAAAUUUUAUUGAUUACUUUUCUUUCUUUCUUCAUAAAUAUGGAGCCCACUUUAAAGUGUACAAAAUCCCAACAAAAUUUGCCCCCAACAAAUCGGCUGUUUUAUUACUAAAAAUGAAAGUGGGAAAACAAGCCGAAUGCUAUGCACUUAAAGCAAACCCUGGAACACAACACCAGGCUUGUCUGAGAGCCAGGCUCGUAAAAGUAACGUUCGUAGAUAACAUUUCGAGCUGCAAAUGAGCUGGCAUUGUACUUUGACGAGGUCAAGGCUCCAGGCUGAGCACACUGUUUUCCUAUAAACGGUCGCAAUAUGAGAGUCCUUAUGAGCCUCAUCGUAAGACUUCACGAUGACGCUCAACGUAAGAUCGUCAUCGCCGCGUGCAGCCUCUCGCGCGUUUAUGCUGGUGUCUGGGUGCAUCCCUCGCGGGCUUCUCAUCCUGGGGAGCUCUUCCACACGUGGCUGGUGACAGCGCUCGUUAGAAUUUUCAUGCUAGGUCUUAAAAUGGCAGACCGCAAGAACGAGCACAUUAACGUGCUCGUGAUCGUUUUUUAAAAAUCAGUUUUUUUUUAUAUAUAUAUAUGGCCUCAAACUGGUAAGCAUUUAAAUUGGACGAUGGGUCGUCUUGCUAGGCGUGAGGAAAGAAAGUGCGUCGAGUUCCAGCUGGGUUUCAUUCAUGUCUGGAUGGUUUUCAGAAGGCAGAGGUAUGCUGUUGCGUCGGAGUGACUGGGCUGUGUCUGUCUGCGAAGUGGUGCGUUGUUUUGGUGGCUCGCGUCUCGACGUGGCUGCACGCUCGAGUCUUGUGGGUCCUGUGUGCGCACGUGCGUCUGCAACGCAUUGCCUAGUCCUGGUCAGGUUCGUUGGAAGCAUAAUCUGGCUGCGACUGGGGCCCAGGUAGACGGCAGUUGAAUAAAAAUGUAAAGGGAGAAACGCCGAGUUAUAUUUUAUCUUAUCAAAAUGUUAACAUGGUGCUUAACCGGCAUCGCUGAGAUCUGGACUUCAAUUUUGCGAAAUCAUCGAUGAAUACAUUUGGAUGAUUAAUUGCAACAAGUUUAUUGUUUCAGCGCUGGUCACAAUGACAGCGCAAACUCAGAUGAGUUUUUUUUUGUUAUUGCUUAAUUUGGCCGAAUGCAGAUUUUCAUAUUUGGUUUGCUUAACAUGUGAUAAGCACUCUUUCCAAGGCAUGUAAAUAGUUGUGCCCCUAAAUGUUGUUGAAGAGGCCCACUGUAGCGACUUCAGAAUUAGUUAUGUGAUGUCAUCUUCCGAGGCUGCUCUUUAACAUGGCGCUGCACUGUUAGUUGCGGGUGUUCCCGAUGAAAAUCAUCUUCACGUAAUCGGUGAGCGCUUUAAUUACGUGAUAAAUAAGUCGCACAUUACACCACACAUCCAGUUGGUUGCACUUGUACAAGUCUUUGUUGCACCUUUUAAGAGGAGGCAAACGUUUGGUGAGGUUAGGGGCAUCCUAUCAACAAUCUGUGUACACAAUCACCGCCAUCAGGAGUAUUGAGCAAAUAUGUGAACGUGACACUUUAUUGAAGGAUGCAAUUGACAAUAUUUACACUCGUGAACAUACUCCUUUACAUCUGGGAUGAAAUGGAACAAACUGGUGUUGCAUAACUAAACGACAAUGCUCAUGUCCGAGUUUUUAUUCCUGUAUACCCCAGAGCCGGUUAUUACUGUCAAGUUACCAUUUGCCAAAUAAUUUGUGAUUUCCAAUUGAAAGUGAACAGCCAAUUGAAUUCUCAGAAAUGCACUUGUAUUAUCUUUUAAACCUACCGUUCCUAAGUUCUGCCAGCUUUGGCAAAGUCUGAUUUUUAAAAAUAACCACAAUAAUGCUUGUUUUAUUUCCCCCAACGUCAAUGCACUUAUUCUAUGUUACCACAAGCACGUAAAGGUGGAAGUUGGCUUCAGAAUAAUACAAAUGCUCACCAUUUGUUGUGAGUUUCUUCUCAAGGAGCUGCCCACAAAGGCGUUUUGGCUACUCUUGUUAUGCACUUAAGUUGUCAGGAAAUGUGUUCAAUCUUUAUCUGUUACAGUUAGAGGAUAAUUCAUUAACAAAAAAAACAUGCUAUCAUUAAUAAUAAGUCUCGCUGAGUUACAUGUCUCGUUUCCAGGAGGUUACUACAUUGGGUUGUUUGAGAAAUUUAAUAUAAAUUGAUUUGAAUUGAACCUUGACAUUUGUUUAAAUGUAUAUGUUAUUGAUAUUACAUUUCCCAAUUCCACUGGGAACGUCUGCCGUGAAAUAUUCUACACUUAAUAAAAAAGCAAGGGCAAGGAUCACAGUGGUGAGGUGGAUAUGGCUGUCUUUGCCCCCCUGUUGGAGGGGGGGUCUGUAGUAACCCAUGGGCGGGCUCGACACAGGAGGCAUGCAACGAUUUACCCUCAAUAAGUUACUCUAUGAACUGUCGCGAAUAUUCCGAGGUCAGGAUUUGAUCAAAUAAUCUGUGCUUGUGUCGCGUUUUCACCCUCGUUAGUAUUUUCUCAAUUGCACAUUUGGGUCCGCACCAUGAAGCCUGAAAAUAACAUCAGAAAAUAAUUUGCAUUCAUUGCAAAUUAUCUGUUCUGCCAAUCACGGGUUCGGUGCACAUUUUAAUCGAUGCAUCAUUAUAUUCCUACUGCACUGGGGUCCUUGAUGGCUAGGGUUAUGGUUAGGGGCCCUGCAACAACUACCAUUAACCCUUCACCCCCCCCCCCCCCACCCACAACCAUUCGAGACCCAUCCCAGGGAGCCAACAAACCGACUGGAUUUAAUGCCUUACCACGGAACUGCUCCUGAGGGCCGUAUCGUAAGAGUCCUGUACUGGAACGCACUUGGCCAAGGGUCGGUCACGUUUACAUGUUUUCGCUAGUGCCAUUCCCCCAGCUGGCGGGCACGUUUGCGUCGAGUGGUAAAUCUGUGAGCUCUGAACGGAACGGCCGUGGAGUGGCGUGGAAUGUCUUGGCUCGUCUGCAUGGUCAUUCGUUCACACAUGCCUUUUGGCUAACUCUGCAAUUGCUUAUCACGGACGGGUGUCCCCUUGGCUUAGGCCUGUGUGAGGGCAGUACCCAUUGAGACCAUCCCAGGGCAGGAUGGGAUCACUCCUGAGCCAGUAGGGGAAAUUCUGCAUUCCCAUAGCGGCCUCUAGGCAUGUAACCAUUUUACCUUUGUGGUUCGACGAAUUGUCAGGAUAUGGAGUCGCGAUUUAAUUUUAACAUGGUGUUAACACCUCCAGUGGCUGUGCAGCGUUCACGUGAAAACCCAGUUGCAUACAACUUGUACAAAUAAAAAAAGUGGUUUGUGUUUACACGCACGAUUCAAUGCAUAUGUUGCGAGCUUUUGAAUCUUAUUUAAAUCGAUGAAUUGAUGCGUCGUUACGUGCCUGGCAGCCAUCGUUAUCUCAGCAGGACUGCGACUGUAAAAUGUAUUUUCUCAAUUACAGUGUCAGGAGUUGGUACGUGUUUAACCCAACCUGGUUUGAUGAUGAACAUGAUGUGGGGUGGAGUCAACCAUGAAUGGGAUCCAGACUUAUUUUCUCAAUUGCAGUACUGGAAGCCUUCCUGCGCAAUGAACCACGUUAAAUGCGAACUUAAUGACGUCUAUUAAAAUUUAUAUAUAUUUUACAAAUACUUUAAUAAGGCAUGAUACUUUUAUAGAAGCACCCGGUAUGACAUGACAUGGGCACGAGGAAAUCCUAUGUAUAAGAGUGUAUAUCAGCUGUUGACAUUCCGUAUGUCUCCUUAUUAAAAAAAAAAAAAUUAUUGAAUUACGAUUGAAAUAUAAUUCAAAAGGACAUUUGUUUUAUAAUGACCAUUGAAAUGAUAAAACACUCUUCGUUAGUUUUUGAUUUAAAGCUUUCGUGACCUAAGGGAUUCAUAUUCUUGGUUCUUUCGGUAAAGUCACGUAGAAGGGAAACAAUAAAAUAAUACAAAUAUAAAACAA